Messenger RNA from Jaminaea rosea, 1386 nucleotides. RefSeq lists its product as hypothetical. Lineage: Eukaryota; Fungi; Basidiomycota; Exobasidiomycetes; Microstromatales. The transcript has 3 exons. Gene Ontology annotation, cellular component: endoplasmic reticulum membrane. The record is from RefSeq and is a predicted model, not a curated record. Gene Ontology annotation, biological process: phosphatidic acid biosynthetic process. The coding region runs from base 1 to 1386 and encodes 461 amino acids. Gene Ontology annotation, molecular function: ATP-dependent diacylglycerol kinase activity.
AUGAACGGCUCCUCCUCUUCCUCAUCCGCCCAGCCCUCGUCCUCUCGACUCGCGCCUAAUCGCACACGCUCUGGCUCACUCUCAGAAAAGGGCGCAGCAGUCCUACGCGCCUUGCAACGUGCGCCAGAGGACGAGUCCCCCGAAGACACGCCGCCUGGCGCCCUCACCCCUCACUUGGAAGUAGAUACAAAAGUCGAAGCGGCCGACGACGAUGCCGGUUACGCACCAGAGGGACUCGACGGUGUCUCCCCACGACCUCUCGCGCAGCACCAGCAUCCGCGCAACGGCAAUGGCGGUGCAGGGGAUCUGGCAGAUGUGUCCCGUGCAGGCUCCAUCGUGGGGUUGAGCGAGGAGCAAAAGCUGCAGGGGAGGGCCAAUCGGGAGGGGCUGAGGAGGAGGGGAGAGGCGAAGGAGGUAGAGAAGAUUGUUGGCUCCGGUAGACCGGGCGCCAGGAGAGGGGGUAGUGGGAGCGAGGGAAAGAAGAGUAAAAAGAGUUGGGAGAUUCCGAGGAAGAUAUUUCAUUCGAGCAUUGGCUUCCUGGUUCUCUACCUCUACCUCGCCCACCAUAACCUCGGGGCCGUCGUUCGCGGGCUGUCCAUCUUCCUGGGAAUCGUCAUCACGGCAGACAUCAUCCGCCUCAACAAUGACGACUUUGAGCGGAUCUAUGAGAAAGUCUUGGGCUUUCUCAUGCGAGAAUCCGAGAAGGACAAGGUCAAUGGCGUAGUCUGGUACCUAAUCGGCGUCAUCUUCUCGCUUCACUUCUACCCAGCAGAUAUCGCCUGCGUCUCCAUCAUGAUCCUCUCCUGGGCGGACACAGCCGCCUCGGUCUUUGGUCGCCUCCUAGGCCGGUACACUCCCCCUCUUCCCUCCCCACCCUUUGCAGCGCGCAAGUCCCUCUCGGGCUUCCUCGCAGCAUGGAUCGCAGGCGGGUGCGUCGCCCUCCUCUUCUGGGGUGGCGGAAUCGCAAUGAAGGCGGAACGUUUCGACGGGGCAAGCUGGAAUAGCCACCAUGCCGUGCUGGGGGCGAGCGCACCUGGAUGGGCCCACUCAGGGUGGUGUGGCUGGUCGUGGGGAUUCAGGGGACGAAUGCCCACCGAGCUGGCGGACAAUGCAAAGUCUGGGCCACUAAACGCAGCAUGGGAUGCAGCGUCCCGCGUAGUCGCCUCGGCGGCUUCGUCGGUGAAUGGCGUGCCUGCUAUGCCCCUCCCACUCGUAGCGCUGGGAGCGGGCCUGGUGGCGGCCGUUGCCGAGGGAUUGGAGCUCGGAGGGCUCGACGAUAAUCUUUCGUUGCCCAUCUUGAGCGGUUUUGGGAUUUGGGCAUGGCUGUGGGUGUGGGGACAGGCGGCAGGAGCCUUUGUAGGGGCGCAGAGGAGCGUCUUGGCUUGA